This is a messenger RNA of Lathyrus oleraceus (garden pea), 1428 nucleotides long. RefSeq lists its product as uncharacterized. Bases 1 to 1428 code for a protein of 475 amino acids. The transcript has 2 exons. NCBI's taxonomy places the organism in Eukaryota, Viridiplantae, Streptophyta, Magnoliopsida, Fabales, Fabaceae. The record is from RefSeq and is a predicted model, not a curated record.
AUGGAUCAAUUGGAACAGAAUCAAGUUGUUAUGAGGGAAGAUAUGACCACUGUGAAGUCUCAGAUGGGUCAGCUUGUUGAAGCCCUACAAGCUUUGGCUAGGGGACAAGAGAAAAUGCGUCAGGCUAAUCUGAGAGUCACCGCCUCCAACCCUGCUAUUGUGACAAUAUUGGUGAAUCCGCUAGGAGGAGCUGGUACACGUGUUGUAGCUCAGCCGCCUCCUGAGAGAGGUCUAGUAUAUCAAAAUGUUGCUCAAGCAUUCAAUAUCCAUGUCAAUGGGAGAGUUCAACCUGAGAUUGACGAUCAUCAGGAUGCUUUCUUCACCACAAGGGCUAAUUCAGUUUAUGACGCUUUUGGUCCUUCUCUUGCUGACCUCGAAAGGAGAUUUUGUAUGGUGGAGGAGAGAUUCAAAGCGAUGGAAGGUCCUGAUACCUUUGGGUUAGAUGCUGCCGACAUGUGCUUAGUGUCAGGUGUGAAAAUUCCUCCUAAGUUCAAAGUUCCGAGCUUUGAAAAAAAGAUGGUUGCUCAUUCUGAUGAUGAAAAACUCUUAAUACACUUUUUCCAGGAUAUCCUUAGUGGAGGUUCUCUCGAAUGGUAUAUACAGCUCAAGCGCACACAUAUACGAACCUGGGGGGAACUUGUUGAAGCCUUCUUGGAGCAUUAUCAGUAUAAUUCAGACAUGGCUCCCAAUCGGACUCAGCUCCAAAGCCUUGUUCAGAAGUCGGAUGAAUCAUUUAUAGAAUACGCCCAACGUUGGAGAGAUCUAGCUGCCAGGGUCCAACCCCCUCUGCUUGAAAGAGAACUGUUAGACAUGUUCAUGAAUACCCUUCAAGGGCCGUAUCUUGAUAGAAUGAUUGGAAGUACUACCUCAGGAUUCUCAGACUUGGUCAUUAAUGGCGAGCGAAUCGAGAACGGCUUGAAGAUUGGCAAGAUACAAGAUACAACAGUUGUGGCUAGUGGAACGAAGAAGUCUCAUUCCGGAUUCUCAAAGAAGAAUGAAGGGGAGACCAAUGCUACCACAAUCACUAAAGGGGGAGAUGGAGUUUACCAAAUGCCAUACUAUCCGGUGGCAGUAGUAACACCUAACCUGUAUCAGCAACCAAUGUAUGCUAUUCCUACUGGUCCUCCAGUAAUGCAAUAUCAGCAACUCUAUGCUCCUCAGCAACCUUUUACUCCGCAACAACAAAACUACUAUCAGCAGGGUAGACAAGGACCAAGGAGGCCUCCCAGAAGGUUUGAUUCAGUUCCCAUGCCGUAUGGUAUUUUGCUAGCUCAUUUUCUCAAGGAUUUGUUGGUUCAGCUAAGAGAAGCUAAGGCUCCUCCAGUACCUCUUCCUUCCGGGUAUGACAUGAAUGUCAGUUGCGAGUACCACUCUGGGACGUCAGGGCCCUCGAUCGAGAAUUGCAAUAUCUUCAAGCACAAAGUAUAA